Molecule: messenger RNA, 1750 nt
Organism: Condylura cristata (star-nosed mole)
Lineage: Eukaryota; Metazoa; Chordata; Mammalia; Eulipotyphla; Talpidae
Gene: KLF3
Product: Kruppel-like factor 3 (basic)
Exons: 6
Coding region: 344-1381 (345 amino acids)
Biological process (GO): regulation of transcription by RNA polymerase II
Molecular function (GO): RNA polymerase II cis-regulatory region sequence-specific DNA binding; DNA-binding transcription factor activity, RNA polymerase II-specific
Source: RefSeq, a predicted model, not a curated record
AGAGCGAGCGGCGCCGGCGUCAUGUGACUGCCCGGAGUUGGUGCCAGGAGCCAGAGGGGAGCCAGGAGCGGAGCCGCGCGGAGCCGGGCCCCAGCCGGAGCGCAGCGCGAGCGCCCACCCAGCCGAGCCGCGCCGCGCCCCCCGCACGCGCGCCCGUCCCCGCACGCGUCCCCGUCCCCCGCGGCCGGCGCUGCCACGGCCGCUUGGACGGGAGCGCUGACAUUACCGCAUCCUCGGGACGCCAGGCAGCCCGGAUCCGGGCCUUUAUUUCUGUUCUGCAGCGCUCAGCGCCGCGCCUCGAAAAACCAUACACCAGAACACCCUAGAAAGCUUACCUAAGAGAAUGCUCAUGUUCGACCCGGUUCCUGUCAAGCAAGAGGCCAUGGACCCUGUCUCGGUGUCAUAUCCAUCCAAUUACAUGGAGUCGAUAAAGCCCAGCAAGUAUGGGGUCAUCUACUCCACGCCGUUACCUGAUAAGUUCUUCCAGACCCCGGAAGGCUUGGCGCACGGGAUGCAGAUGGAGCCCGUGGACCUCACUGUCAACAAGCGGAGUUCCCCACCCUCUGCUGGGAAUUCUCCUUCCUCCCUGAAGUUCCAGACCUCGCACCGGAGAGCCUCACCUGGACUGAGUAUGCCUUCUUCCAGCCCACCGAUGAAAAAGUACUCGCCUCCUCCCCCAGGAGUACAGCCCUUCGGGGUCCCGCUGUCUAUGCCACCGGUGAUGGCCGCUGCCCUCUCCCGGCACGGGAUUCGGAGCCCGGGGAUUCUGCCGGUCAUCCAGCCGGUCGUGGUGCAGCCUGUCCCCUUCAUGUACACCAGUCACCUCCAGCAGCCGCUCAUGGUCUCCUUGUCUGAGGAGAUGGAGAAUUCAAAUAGUAGCAUGCAAGUUCCUGUAAUUGAAUCAUAUGAGAAGCCUAUAUUACAGAAAAAAAUUAAAAUAGAACCUGGGAUUGAACCACAGAGGACAGAUUAUUAUCCUGAAGAAAUGUCACCCCCAUUAAUGAACUCUGUGUCCCCCCCGCAAGCACUGUUGCAAGAGAAUCACCCUUCCGUCAUAGUACAGCCUGGGAAGAGACCUUUACCUGUGGAGUCUCCAGAUACCCAAAGGAAGCGGAGGAUACACAGAUGUGAUUAUGACGGAUGCAAUAAAGUGUACACUAAAAGUUCUCACUUGAAAGCACACAGACGAACACAUACAGGAGAAAAACCCUACAAAUGUACGUGGGAAGGAUGCACGUGGAAGUUUGCACGGUCUGAUGAACUAACAAGGCAUUUCCGAAAACACACUGGAAUCAAGCCUUUCCAGUGCCCAGACUGUGACCGCAGCUUCUCGCGCUCUGACCAUCUCGCCCUCCAUAGGAAACGCCACAUGCUCGUCUGAACGCCUCCAUCUCCCACCUCGUCGCGGCUCCCAGCCUCCCGGCUCUCUCUCUGUCCUCCCUCCCAUUAUCUAACUCAUUUUUUUACAUGUACAUUUUAAUUUUGAUUCAGCUGGUCUGAAUCUCUGAAUUUCUAUCAUUCAACCUUCCAUAUGGUCAGUACUAGAUAUUUUCUAAUCCUCCCUCUCCUUACCACGGGUCAGACCUAAAGAAUGUGAACACUUUUUUUUUCCGGGGAUGCUAAGCAAACCCUUCUUACAGAUACGUUUAAUGUAAUGAGAACAAGGGAACAUGUAAACUAACGUUACGGAUUGUCAGUUUCUCCAUGUACUCCUCAAAAGAAUGUCAAAGUAAAUGUAUUAGAAAUACAG